Molecule: messenger RNA, 1453 nt
Organism: Vitrella brassicaformis
Lineage: Eukaryota; Vitrellaceae
Source: the annotation of a GenBank genome assembly
UUAGCUGUAUGGCAAAGCCGUGAACUGGUCCGCAGUGGUCAGACCAUCAAAGAUCUCAGUCAAGCUGAAUGAAUGACACAAACAUUAGUUACAUCACAUCAAAGGACACCCACCAGUGUUUGUUUCCUCUAUCUGUGAAAGUGGGUACUGACCUGUCAAUGUGGAUGCUCCGCAGCUGUCGCAUGUCGGCCUGCAGUGCGUCAAUACUCACUCGUUCGGAGGCUGUGUCACACGGAGAUGAGAUUUUAAACAAUGGCGUGUGUCGUCUGCAUACGUGGCGACCUCCUGUGUGAGCGAUGUGUUCUGCCGUUUGAGUGUCGCCUCCCUCACACCAGCAGCCUGAGACCCAGUGAGAUGAGCAAACAACAAGCGCACAACUUUGAUUGAGUCUCAUUUAUUACGUGGCUGAUGAGUGAGAGCUUGUGAAUGCCUCACCUCUUGUGUCUGUCGAGGUGGUGUUGGAGCUGGCCCAUCUCGGCCUCCUUCUGCUCUGCUCACGGAGGGACCUCUCGCGAUCGAUGUCACUGAACACGUACGCAGACACACCAUGCACCGUGUGUGUGUGCGUACAUACACACCUGGUAAGCCGCUGGUGUUGUUGGCUGAGCUGCUGACGGUAAGCUUCAUUGGCCUUCUUCAUAUCAGGCUGGAGCCGCUCGUUGGCCGCCAGAGUGUCGGCGACGGUCUGCUCGCCCGGCAACUGAACCUCACGCAACCUACACACAAGCACACCACAUGGUGGACGCACCGAUGCGGCGACGUGAUAGUGUACCGAUCGCUCUCUUGACGGGCGGAGAAGGUAUCUUGGCGAGCGGCGAGAGUCUCCUGAAGGGCCGCCUCCCUCUGCACCGACUCAUGUCUGCCGUCGGACACCACAACCCACGGCAAUGCGUGAGCUCCCUUCUCACUCCCUCCUCCCCUGACCUGCCCUCCUCCCCUUGCCCCCUUGCCUCCCUGGCCCCCUCUCCCGCUGCCUCCCUCUCAUCCUCAUCUGGCCACCACCACCAGAGUCGCUGGGGCCAUGCAGUCGCCCCACAUCGAGAGAAGCCAACAUAGCUGACACACCCUGAAUACACCAAAGCAAGAGAAGAAUGUUCACUAUCGCAUCCGCCGCCCGUGCAAAGUGAACAAAGCAUACAAGUGCGCACGACCCCCCACUCUGCCUCUCCUUUCUCGCGGUCAUCCUGUGGAAACUGCUGGAGUUUGGCCCCUGUAUCAGCCUGGCGCUCCCGAUCCUCCUCGUCUUCGUCGUUUCGGUGAGCGCGUCUGCCUGCUCAACGUUGCCUGCUGGCCCUGCCGGACGCAGCUCAUCAUCCACUUGCACGACAUCAUCACUGGGCGCAAAUGCACAGAGAGGCAAUCACAGGGGGCUAUCCAUGGAAUGGAUGGAUGAGGUUGUGUGCGGUCACUUACAGCCUUUCUCCAGUCGCCCGUUCCUGAGCAGGGCCGUCAU